AUGCGUGGCCUUUUCACCCUCGCCAUGGCCACCGUGGUCUCCUUGAUCACCCCCUCGCUCGCUGCUCCGAUCGUCGUUAACCCGGGAGGCACAGGGAGCCUGCAGAUUUCGGAACUCAACACUGUUAAUGGCACAAGUUUUCCCAUCAAUGCAGUGAAAGCGGACAACCCCUUGCGGAUAUCGGUGGUCAACAACUUCGGAGGUACUUCCAUGCACGCCUGGGUAACCGGCCAGGACACGAACGGGGUUGUUGUGAUGCUGUCGACUGACGGCACCUGGUACUACCCGAACCCCCUGGGAAGCACCACCCCCAUCAUCAUAAACGCGACAGUUGCACACCCUCUCGGCGGCCUGGGCGAGACCACCGAGUUCACACUGCCGGACUUCCUCAUAUCCGGCCGCAUCUGGAUCGCCGAUGGAGAGCUUACCUUCUUCACCGUGUCUUCGGCCGACGGGAACCCUCAGCUCGUGGAACCAUCGGCCGCGAAUCCGCGAGACCCUUCGGCGAACAUCAACUGGGGCUUCGUCGAGCUGACCAACACAUCCGAGGGCGGUAUCUACGCCAACAUCUCCUUCGUGGAUUUCGUCGGCCUCGUCAUGGGCAUGACCCUCACUCUCAACAGCGGCGAGGUCCAGAAGGUCCAGGGUCUAGGCGCUGGUGCUAUCGCCGACAUCUGCAACGGCCUAAAGGCACAAUCUGCGAUUGACGGCGCCGAAUGGGGACACAUGUGCGUGAUGAGCGAAGACGGCACCACGCCGCUCCGCGUCAUGGCUCCUAACCUAUACCUCUCUAACAACCCCACGGCUAUGUACGACUACUACACCGACUACACGGAGCAGGUGUGGGCCAAGUACACCAACGAGGACCUAACGAUCCAGACGCAGGUCGGCGCGGGCAACGUCACCUGCCGCGUCUCCAGCACCGAGCUCACGUGCGACGGCGACAACCGCGGCUACCCCAAGCCGACCACGGCCGACAUCUGGGGCUGCAACUCCGGGCCCUUCGCCAUCCUGGAGGGCGACAACGACAUCCACAGCGCCAUCGUCCCGCGGCUGUGCGCCGCCUUCACCCGCACCACCCUGCUCGUUGAUGGCGGCGACGUCCAGCCGUCACUGAGCAGCGACAGCUACUACCAGCAGAGCCCGACGAACCACUACAGCCGCCUCGUGCACGAGUACGAGACCGACGGCCGGGGCUACGCGUUCUCGUACGACGACGUCAACCCGAGCUCCGAGAACGAGGCCGGUGUUGUGGCCGGCGCGAACCCGCAGGUUCUGCAGCUUACCGUUGGCGGGUUUUCCUCGUCUUAA
Messenger RNA from Anthostomella pinea, 1311 nucleotides. The record is from the annotation of a GenBank genome assembly. NCBI's taxonomy places the organism in Eukaryota, Fungi, Ascomycota, Sordariomycetes, Xylariales, Xylariaceae.